This is a messenger RNA of Conger conger (European conger), 2913 nucleotides long. It is a transcript of the gene lcp2a, whose product is annotated as lymphocyte cytosolic protein 2a. Gene Ontology annotation, biological process: intracellular signal transduction; cell surface receptor protein tyrosine kinase signaling pathway. The transcript has 21 exons. The record is from RefSeq and is a predicted model, not a curated record. Lineage: Eukaryota; Metazoa; Chordata; Actinopteri; Anguilliformes; Congridae. The coding region runs from base 621 to 2246 and encodes 541 amino acids.
ACGGCCUGUGCCUGUGUCUUCGAUGGCUCUUGCUUUCUGAACUACUCAUUUUCGCAUAGUUUUUUUCUGGCAGCGGACAGGGGGCGGUGAGAGCCGGGGUGGGCAGUGGGGGGAGUUUGGACUUUCAGUGACUGGAUUAUCCCGGCCUCUUUUCUGGAAGCGCUUGUGACCAGGUCGCUGCAGGGGGGCCCCACGCCUUCGCACCCUAUGUGAUUUGGCAAGAGGAAGUGUUCAACAAGGCUAGCAAGUGGGCCACCUCGCUCUCUCAUUCGCACCCCCUCUUUGUUUUCGGCGCCCGUGGUGGCGUAACCCUGACCUAGCGUCUGUGGUGUGCGGAGCUUAAAGCCCUCCUCCUCGCUUCUCGCCGCGAAUGCUGGUCCUGCUCCACACUGCAUUCACUCGCGGCGGGCUAAGAGCAGUCAGGGGCGUAGCAGCGCAACGCGGGUAGCCAUUUUCUUCGAGGCCCUUGCCGUCGACCGCGACAGGGAGGGAUUAAAUGUGCAGUGCCUCUUCCAGACGCUCUUUCGCUUUCACCGGAGUGCUUCUCUUUCCGUCUCGUCACUUUCUCCCCCAGCCGGGGCCUUUUUCUCGGACUAGAAGGAGGGCGACCUGGGAGCACGAUGAGUUUCGACAACAUCCCGUCCAAGGCAGAGGUCAUGAGGUGGCAAGCUCCGCAGCUGGCCGACUACAUGAGGAAGAUGGACCUGGGAGGAUGUGACAAAGUCAUCAUGAAGCACACAAUGACUGGACAGAGGUUCCUGACCAUGUCCGACAACGACCUUCAGAAAUUUCCCAAACUCCACACCCCGCUGAUCUCUAAAAUCUGCCGGGAAAUCAAUAAGAAAGAAGAAAAGAGGGGAUUCUUUCCCAAGAAAACAGUGCACAAGUACCCAGAACCAGUUGCUGUUCCAGAGGACGUUGGCUGGGAUUCUGAGGAAUUUGAUCAGAGCGAUGAUGACUAUGAAAGCCCGGAUGCGGACGGCGGGGACGGCAGUGGGGGGGACUACGAGUCUCCUGUCGAGGAGGACCCCCACAGAGACCGGCAGGACAGCGACAACGACAACUACGACUAUGAGCCCCCCCCGUCAGAGCCCCUCGAAGAACUGCCCCGCCAGAUAUGCCCCGCCAAGCCCCUAGGUGACAGCGACUACAUAGAUAAUAACCGGAUCCGGGGUGUGUCAAUGAAGGUGCCCAACAACCUGCCACCCGUCCCCCCCCAGCGCCCAGGGCCCGGACCCCCCCCCCUCUCUACCCGUCCGACUCUCCCUGCGCUACCUGGGCCCCUCCCUCCCAGACGUGAGCAGUCUCCACAGAGGCCCUUCAGGAUAUCAACCAAACCUGUCGCAGGCCCCCCGGCCCCCCAGGUGGACCGCAGUAAGAAGCCCUCCACCCUGGAGCGGGGGCUCCCCUGUCUGCCCACCCCCCCUGAGAGGGACUCUCCCGGACCAGAGAGGAAGCCCUGGGGGAUUGGUGACAGGGCUACACAUCCGAGAAGACCUCCAGUAGUUGAGAAGCCUCCGGAAGCACCGAGGCUGCACAAGCCCCCCGUCCCUGGGCCUGGGGUCGGCAGGAGGGUCUCGUCUGUUGGACAAAACACCUCCAGACCAUUUGCACAAGACAGAAAUGAUGGUCCGGAUGAUGUGGGGGGCGCUGCGUUCAGCUCCAAUACCUUCCCUCUCUCCGGCAGGAGCCUGCCCCCCCGGCCAGGGAUGUCCCCGGCCCACUUUGACAGCUUGCCCUCCAGCCUUCCAGCCACGGCAUCCCUACCCUCCAGGCUCCAGCCCGCGGUGAACAUUCACCGGUCCAGCUCCAGGAGUCAGGCAGACCACUGCCCCAGGCCCCCACCUCAACCCCAGAGAGCCUCCAUCCCCGUCCCAGAGCCUGAGAGUGAACAGGACCUGAACCCGCAGUGGUACGUGGGCCCGGCAACACGGGCGGUCGCCGAGGGAAACUUGAGGCGGAUAAACCAGGAUGGCACGUUUCUGGUGCGGGACAGCUCAAGGGGCUCUUCCACACAGCCCUACACUCUCAUGGUGCUGUAUCAGGACAAGGUGUACAACAUUCAGAUCCGCUAUAACGCCGACGAAGACAUCUACCUGCUGGGCACGGGCUUCAAGAUCAGCGAGAACUUCCUUCAGGUUAAAGACAUCAUCGCGCACCACCGGCAGACGCCCCUUCUGCUGAUCGAUGCCAAAGACCGCCGAGCAGGCCAGCAGUGUCUGCUCACACACGCGGCAGGGUACUGACCGCGCGCCGCCCAACCUGCACGCAGAGGAACGGCACGACCCCAAGGGAGAGACCAUGGAGAGCUUUCUAUUCUGGAACGCGUAAUGGACAACCCUCAACCCCAUGAAAAGGACAAAGCAGUCUGCAGGAUUGUUCGACACACCCGCCGUGUUUAGCAAUGAGAUCUGAUGGCUGCGCGGGAUGUGGUAUCAAAGGUUGCCAGGAGGGGGCGCCAUCAUUUCAAAUACGGCACUCCAAACAAACCUUAUCCACCUGCCGUUGUCUGCGGUUAUUUAAUUAUUAUUUUUUUGUUUUGUUUUUUAAACCAAGUGUUAUUAUGUUUUUAAUUUAAAAGAUUGAAUUGAUUUAUCAGGUUCAUAUUGUGUGACAGCUAGUGUAGCAGGCUCCUGUGUUGGGUGGAGCUGAGGAGCAUUCAAACUUAGCGAUGCAAACGUAACUUGAAUAGCGCAGUGGAGCAAGGGCAGUUUGUAAACCACAGCUGUCUGUCGCAGCCUCUGUCUCUGACCGAAACAGGGCUGAUUCAUCCAUGUUUCAGUCAAAUCCACAGACCUUCUCACUGCCUCAUUUCUGCUAUUUUACCUUUUUCUUCAAUAAAACUAUUUCUGUGCAUGUUCUAUCCCUAAAGUGCAUGUUCUAUCCCUAAAUUGAAUAAAUUCUACAUUUCUA